AUGCGCGCUGAAACAGAACGCAGUGGCGGACUGUGUUGUUCAAGAACAAGUCGCGAUUUUACCUACAGAAUGUUGACAGACGCCAGCUUGUGGUGCCGUCGUCGUGAACGUCAAGCGCAUUGUACCGUUAUGACGGGAAAUGGAGUAUCAGUUAUGCUAUGGGGAGAGAAAGGUAGCCCACCCGUUCUUACAGUUCCUGAAUUUCUUGACGGUGAAAGCUCGACAAUAACCUGUACAGUGCACAAUGCUAUCCCAGCUCCGGUAAUAGAUAUACGUGUCGGCAAUGUUUUGCUAUCUGAUGCUCUACAAACUGAUUUAUUUAAUGGAUCUUCUCAUACAUUUACAAAUCCGCCGUCGGUUAUUUCGAUGUCCGUGAACAAAAUACAAAAAGAAUAUAACGACAGUGUUUCUAUCUGUUACAAAAUCCUUUCUUGUGAAACGAAUGAAUCAAAUCCACCUUGCGCAAUUGAUUGGCCAAGCAACAGGGAUGAUUUACGUUAUAUUGCAUUAAGUAAUGAGACUAUUGUUGAACAUGGGAGUUACCGUUUUGUUUCCAAUGCGAUUUACAAAGUGACUAACGGUGUUGCUGGGGGAACCAUUACAUGUUCCACAAGAUGCGAUCAUUUCUCAACCCAUUUAACUCAAAAUUAUACCGUAUCAUUUUCAGGUGGUCCGACCCUGUACUUGAACACGACGUCACCAGUUGAUGUACCUCCGGAUACCACAGUGGUCGUAAAAUGUACUGUGUUGGAUGAGUUCAAUGCAAACGGGCAAUAUACGCUUUGGUGGGAAGAUGGAGAAAGCACUAUUAUAAAGACUUGUAACAAAACAGACGAAUGCCUGUUAACAUUAAAUCAUGCCGGCGACGGUGAACGGAUAUUUUUUUGCAAAAAAAUAAACCCAGAGAAAGUGUCAUUGAAAGUUUUAAGUUCAGUGACAAAGGGCAGUCAAUCCCAUGAAAAGGACAUUCAGACAUUGUUUUCAACAUUCCGAUUCCCAGUCAACAAUGUACUUAUUGGGGCAGCCGUUAUCUGUGGAUUCUGCAUCCUGUUUGUAAUCGGAAGAUGUAUAUUUCUUAAACGACGAACGGACAACGCAGUCAACACAAUAGAAAUGUUUGGAUCAAAGUAA
Mya arenaria is the source of this 1131-nucleotide messenger RNA. RefSeq lists its product as uncharacterized. NCBI's taxonomy places the organism in Eukaryota, Metazoa, Mollusca, Bivalvia, Myida, Myidae. The transcript is spliced from 7 exons. Bases 1 to 1131 code for a protein of 376 amino acids. The record is from RefSeq and is a predicted model, not a curated record.